GAGCCCGAGAACCAAGCAAAGCGUCCACAAAAAAACGCAGACUGAGGCAUUCAAGAGAGGAGGCGGUCGGGCAGAAAUACGGGGGGGAAACCUGCCAAAAAUCAAAAAACAGGCGCGCAACGCAACAACAGAAGCAGAGAACAUGAGCGAGCGAACGCCGUGUUGAUUUGCCUAGGCAAGACACGGUGUGGCAUCGCCUCGUGUAGAAAGCCCAAGGCGUAUUAGGAACAGACAAAACAGGGUCAUCGGCGGCUGAUUCGGAUCGGGGGCACUGGCUACAUGACCAGCCUCCUCGCCAAUAGGAUCACUACCCUCGUGCGCGCUCCCAUGGCCGUCGCGGGGAGGCCAUUGCGGAUCCCGCCGUGGGAGGAGGAGCACCGCGCGUACCGCGGCAGGGGUUUGCGUUGUUCGGCUUGCCCUGCUCCAUCUGGCAGCGAGCGGGUGGUCGUGGGGAAGCAGGACGAGGCGGAGGCGACCGGGAUGGUGGUGAUCGUCGGCGCGACGGGCACCGGGAAGACGAAGCUGUCCAUCGACGCCGCGAAGGCGCUCGGCGGGGAGGUGGUGAACGCGGAUAAGAUCCAGCUGUACGCCGGCCUUGAUGUCACCACCAACAAGGUAUCCCUCGCUGACCGCCGCGGCGUCCAGCACCACCUCCUCGGCGCCAUCCGCCCCGAGGCCGGCGAGCUCCCGCCCUUGUCCUUCCGCUCUCUCGCCGCCGCCACGGCCGCCUCGAUCGCGGCGAGGCGGUGCGUCCCCGUCGUCGCCGGUGGGUCCAACUCUCUCAUCCACGCCCUCCUCGCCGACCGCUUCGAUGCCUCCGCCGCGGAUCCCUUCUCGCCCGCCGCCGCGCGGUAUCACUACCGCCCGGCGCUCCGGUUCCCUUGCUGCCUUCUCUGGGUCGACGUCGAGGAGGCGCUCCUCGCGGAGUACCUCGACCGGCGCGUGGACGACAUGGUUGACGCCGGCAUGGUUGAGGAGCUCCGGGAGUACUUCGCCACGACCACAGCCGCCGAGCGCGCCGCGCACGCUGGGCUAGGCAAGGCCAUCGGCGUCCCCGAGCUGGGCGACUACUUAGCGGGGCGCAGGAGCUUCCGCGCCGCGAUCGACGACAUCAAGGCCAACACGCGGCACCUUGCCGCCGCGCAGGUGUCGAAGAUCCGCCGCAUGGCCGACGCCUGGGGCUGGCCCGUCCACCGCCUCGACGCCUCCGGCACCGUCCGCGCCCGGCUCGACGGCGCAGGCCCCUUCGCCGAGUCCGCCUGCUGGGAGCGCGACGUGGGCGGCCCCAGCCUCGCUGCCAUCCGGAGCUUCCUCGGCGACCGAGCACCGCGAUGACGACAUCCAUGCCGAUGAGAUGGAUGCAAUGCUGCGAUGUGGUGGGGUGAAGCUGCUUUUACAUUUUGGGCGGAGUUAUUCACGUUACGGCGCAAAGGGUGAGGGGCUUUUGGGUUCGAGGGUUUAGGCCGCCGAUUUUGCUGGGUCCCGGCGGCGCCCUCUGCCGCUGGCCGAUGGGGUCAGAGAAGGGCACAGUCACAGAGAGGAGAGAGAUAAAAAGCUCGGUGUGUGGGGGAGAGAUAAAGGGCGCCCUCUGCCGCUGACCCGUUUAGAUAGUUUUUUUAGUUUUUUUUAAAUAGUCAGAAGCUAUAUAAAUAGUUAGUUUGUGCUCUUAGUUUUUAAUGGCUUUUUACUUACCGAGAAAACGGACGUGGCUGAAAUGUACUA
Phragmites australis (common reed) is the source of this 1722-nucleotide messenger RNA. Its product is annotated as adenylate isopentenyltransferase-like. The record is from RefSeq and is a predicted model, not a curated record. Bases 280 to 1335 code for a protein of 351 amino acids. The transcript has a single exon. Gene Ontology annotation, biological process: tRNA modification; cytokinin biosynthetic process. Lineage: Eukaryota; Viridiplantae; Streptophyta; Magnoliopsida; Poales; Poaceae. Gene Ontology annotation, molecular function: tRNA dimethylallyltransferase activity. Gene Ontology annotation, cellular component: mitochondrion.